UGCAUUUGAAUACCGGUAUAGAUAUAUGUAUCUCAAAUACAUCCGAUUGGAAAAAUAUGAACCGCUGAGAAAUUAUUUAAUUUUAUGGAAUUUUUAUGACAACCUUUGCAAUAAAAUAAUGUCUUUGAAAUUAAGUCGCUGGAAAAGAAUUAAUCGAACGAUAAAUUUAUUUAUGUUGAGAUUUAUUUGGAUAAAUCCUAUAUAAGACAUGAUAGUAUUAUAAAAUAAGGUAUAAGAAAACAACCCGAGUUUUAUUAAAAGUCCAAAUAAACCCCGAAAAAGUAAGUCCUCGUAGUCUUCCAUUAUAUUGAGCCCUACGUGAGGAUACAAUGAAAUUUUGUUUCGAACACUACUUGAACUUUUGAAUGUAUACGAAAGGCAGAAACGAAUUGAAAAAUUGAUUAUUCCAUUCCAUCAGAGUCACUUUUUUCCAAGGGGGAAACAGCGGACUUCAAGACUUCAAAAGACUUCAACAGACUUCACCCGCUGUGACUUCAUCUUUUCACAAGACUUCGAAAGACUUCUAAAGAUUUCUGAAGACUUCAUAGGACUUCAAGUGACUUCGCAAGACUUCAUAAGACCUCGUAUGACUUCAUGGGACUUCAGGGGACUUAAAAAAACUUUCAAAGACUUCGUUAGACUUCACAGACUUCGUGAGACUUCAGGGACUUCAUGAGACUUCACGGAUUUCAUGAGACUUCAGAGACUUUGUAGGACUUCUUGAGACUUUAUAAGACUUCAUCAGACUUCAUAAGACUUCACAAGACUUCACAAAACUUCACAAGACUUCACAAGACUUCACAAGACUUCACAAAACUUCACAAGACUUCACAAGACUUCACAAGACUUCACAAAACUUCACAAGACUUCAUAGGACUUCAAGAGGCAGAUUCCAUGCGUAUCAAAAAAUCUUAUAGAAAUUACAUGAAACCUCUAUAACAUGCAAAAAAACAAAACUUAUCAAAUAGUAGGGGUGUCAUUUACCGUUUACUUUAUAAUAAAUAUAAAUUAUUUAUCAUUUAAUUUACGCGUAAAUUAUAUGGAAAGUAAAUAUAAAUUGACACCCUUAUUCAUAACAGAGUAACUAGUGUCUUCCGAGAACCACGAACAGGAAUGAUAUUGAAAAUUGAUUGCUCCCAAAAGUCUGUUUUGUGGAACUCACGUAUAUUUUCGAAGAAAAUAGUGAGUGUACGUUUUCAGUUCGAGGUUUGAUGGCUCUCUCUCCCCCCAUCCCAUUAUAGACACUUAGCAACGGAGAAAGAGAACAUUACAGACAUACCCCCCCCCCAAAUUACAGCCCUUAGCAACGAGGAUUAAAUAAUAGUGAAAAUAUUAUUUUAGCUGCAUUUAAUCGUGCAAAAGAACUAGUUAGUAAUUUGAAUAUAUUACCUUCAUUAAAGAAAUGCAAUGCUUGUGAACUUAAUGGUUUAAGUAAAAAUAUAUUUGAUAGUAUUAGAUUCAACAUUAAUUCGGAUACUUAUUCGGCAACGGAUGCAGAUUCUUCAUCAGAUUCUGAAUCUGAUUAUGAUGAUGAAACAAUGGAAAGUAAUGAAUUUAAUAGUGAUCUAAUCAAUGUAGAUGAAGAAGAUAAAGAUGCGGCAACGACACAAAGUGUUGAUGAAAUUACAACUGAGAAAAUAAAUUUUACUGGUAUGCGUAUAUUUGAUUCGAUCAAUCGAAUAGGUGUCAAAAGAUCGAAAGUCAAAACGUCGAAAGUUAAAAUAUCGAAGAGGCAAAACAUCGAAGAGGCAAAAUAUCGAAAAGAAAAAAGUCGAAUGGCAUAA
This is a messenger RNA of Rotaria sp. Silwood1, 1784 nucleotides long. The record is from the annotation of a GenBank genome assembly. Lineage: Eukaryota; Metazoa; Rotifera; Eurotatoria; Philodinida; Philodinidae.